Messenger RNA from Pectinophora gossypiella (pink bollworm), 5406 nucleotides. RefSeq names its product DNA polymerase zeta catalytic subunit (gene DNApol-zeta). The transcript has 19 exons. Gene Ontology annotation, cellular component: nucleus; zeta DNA polymerase complex. Gene Ontology annotation, molecular function: nucleotide binding; DNA binding; DNA-directed DNA polymerase activity. The record is from RefSeq and is a predicted model, not a curated record. Gene Ontology annotation, biological process: double-strand break repair via homologous recombination; error-prone translesion synthesis. NCBI's taxonomy places the organism in Eukaryota, Metazoa, Arthropoda, Insecta, Lepidoptera, Gelechiidae. The coding region runs from base 130 to 5358 and encodes 1742 amino acids.
UUGGUCAGAAGUUAUUUUACUUAUUCAAAAACUUUAUUUUUUAUUUAAAUAUAGCACAUUAGGUUAUGUAACAUAAAAAUGAGAAAAAAGUGAACACUACACUUAAAUCCCGUAUAAUUAAUUACUAUUAUGAGUGCUUCAAACUCUUCAGGGCAAGUAAAGCCAGAAUUUUCAGUCAGAAUAGUCGUCUGCGACCAUUACUUGACGAAGCCGACGCCGGGGGUGGAUGUCAUCUACUCAGAAUUCAGAGGAUCCGAUAUAAAACAGGUCCCAGUGUUGAGGAUAUUUGGGCCAGCACCAGAUGGCCACAAAGCAUGUCUGCACGUCCACGGUGUGUUCCCAUACUUCUAUGUACCAUGCCCCACUCCCAACCCAGAACCACAGUUUCUGUAUCAACUAGCAGCAAGUCUGGACAAAGCUUUGAAUAUUGCAUUGAAGCAGGCAACAUCUGCUAACCAACAUGUCUACAAAAUAUCUCUUGUGAAGGGGCUCCCCUUUUAUGGGUUUCAUGAUAAGGACCAUCUAUACCUAAAGGUAUUUCUAUACAGUCCUAACCUAAUAAAACAAGCAGUGGAGCUAUGUGCUAAUGGGGCAAUCCUAGGGCAAACCUUCCAACCACAUGAGUCCCACCUUAACUUCACUCUGCAAUUCUUCAUAGACUUCAAUCUAUUUGGCAUGAGCAAUAUCGACUUGCAAACGGUCAGAUUCCGAAGAUCAGGCAUUUCACAGAACAGCAACGAUCCUGUUGAUGAAACUACAGAAUUCAAUUUAAAACCUGAAAGCAUUUGCUACUAUGAAGCAGAUUGUGUUGCAUCUCACAUCAUCAACAGACAGAGAGUAGGUAAAGGCGAUGGAAUUGAAAACCCAGGCCUUGAAGAGGUCUGGCAGCAAGAGAUGGAAAGGAGAAAACAGUUGAAUGUAUCAAUGGCUUCGAAAUCUCUAUCUCAAGGGAGAAUAGAUACGGAACAGACCGAAUCUCACUACAAAUUCGAACAAAUGAUUCUUGUUAAACUGUCAGGGUUAAUUGAUAAACCUGUGGAAAUUGAGAGAAGUAAAGAGGAGGUACACUACCCUGCAGAGAGCUUAGAAGACUCUCAGUUGUUCAAUGCAGUAGAUGUUAGCGUGCAUCUGCCUGAAAGGUCAAAAGGAAUGAGUUUGUCGGAUAGUAUGCGAAGGGAUUUAGACGAGACAUUAACAGAGGACGCCGAUAAUACCCUAGUAGAUGAAUCGUUGGCUCUGAACUGUAGUCUUUCACUGCAUUAUAGUCAAGUUCUCUUGGAUAAUGAAGACUUAGAGCUAGUGGAUAUGCUACAAGACAUGGACGAGAAGCCAGUAGAAGAAGACAGCGUUAUGACAACACCGGCCGAUGCAGAUGGCGAUGCAAACGUCGAAGAAGACGACGCUGAAUACUCACAAGUCUUCCAUGAUGAUACUUUACUUUUGGAACCAGAUAACAGUAAAGAUGAUGAUAAUCAAAGUUCCCCAUCAUGGAACGACUCUUUCUGGGAAGGAGCAAAUAUUCCGCAAUUAGAUGGAACAUGUGAUGAUGACCAUGUCAAGAAAGUAAGGAAAAGAAAAAUGAGACCUUUCAAGCUUGGAUUGGCAAGACCUAAAAGUAAGAAAAAAGUUGUAGUUGCAGAACAAGAAGUUAGCACAGACCUAGAAAUCAAACCUGAAGACAGUGAUCUAGAUGAAAUAAAUGCUUCAAGAGACACAAUAGACAGCAUAUCAGACUUGCAUCUUAAAAGAACAGUUAAGAAAGAAGUUCACAGUGUUGUUGAAAACUCAGAAACGAAUGUUAGUAUAGAUGAUGAUGAAUCAAAUGAAUCAAUAAUGGAUUUAGUAAAUAAAAUAACAGUGAAACAUGAACACGCAAAGCUAGAGGUGGCAGAAAAGUACGAUUUAGAAAACCAGCUUGAAGCUGUAGCUGGACCAUCAAAGGUUAAUAUAGAUACUGAUAUUAAUAGGACAUUUACUGAAUCUUUGAAUAAUUCUUAUGAAUCAACUCCAGAAGAUAAUAAAGGCAUCGUAAGUUUUUAUGAUAUGUCCAAAAUGUUUGAUCUCUCGUUAGACGAAAAAAAACCUGAUAGUAUGGAAUUGUCUUUUGAAAAUCCUAUAGAUAUAAAUAUGUCUAUUGUUGAGGAGCAAAAAAUCAAUUUAGAAACAAAAUCAGAAUUCGAUUUUAGAGACAUUCUAUCGUCGCGAAGGUUCAGCGGCCCACCUCAAACAAAUAGUCCGAAAAUUCUUACUCCUAGAAUUAGACCACCGUCAAAGGCUUAUGUUGAAUCCCUUCUACAUAAGUACAACAUACCGAAAGUAAAAAAUCCCGAACCUUAUUAUUCCGACCAUAAAGACGUUGGUGAUAAAGUAGAGGUAGGUCAAAUGGUUCUAAAGUUACAAAGUCAACUUGCCAAGGACCAAAAACCUUUGGAAAGGGUACUGGAUACAACAAGUAUAGAAGAAUGGCGACAGUUAAUGUUCUUACAGACAAAUGAAAUGAUUGAGCAGUCUGCAAAACCGGAUGCACUAAAAAAAAUAUUGGCGGGUAACAGACAGUGCGUGUUAGAACCUGUCAAAAGACCUCCAACUUCUAACGAAGUGAAGAAAUGGGUUCAAAACAAUCAAAAUAAAACUCAGAAAGAAAAUAUCAAAACUGAUGAUACUGAAAUAAGCAAGAAUAUCGAUGAACUGGACAAUUCGCAAGCAAUCGGUCUAAAUGAAGAUGAGAUAAAUAGCAGUAUAAGUUUAGAAGCCAAUGAGAAACCUGAAAAAAGCGGUCUUAAUACCAGUCUGCAGGUGUCCAUGCAGCCAGAUGGUUCGUUUCUAUGUUUUGGGAACAGUGAGAGUCAGAAGGAAAAUAGUCCUGACACUGCUACAGUUGAGGUUGAUUUUCUCACAGUGAUGGUGAUAGAGGUCCUCGCUUCAGUACGAGGAGAACUACACCCGAAUCCGUUAUUAGACCCUGUUCAAGCUGUAUUUAUUAAGGUCACAAAUGAUUGCCCGCCUAACCAUUUCUUAGCAAAAUCUACAAUUGAAAUUAUCGUUGUUGAUAAUAAUGAAAUUCCGCCUAAGUUAGAUAGAUGUGUAUUUAAUAAAGUUACUUAUGUAAAUAAUGAAAAUGAAUUACUUGAAAGAGUUAUAGAGUUAGUCAAGAAGCAUGACCCCGAUAUUAUGUGCGGGUAUGAAAUAGAAAUGAGUUCUUGGGGAUAUAUCUUAGAAAGAUCGCAAGUUCUUGGUCUUGAAAUCGUGAAGGAAGUGUCAAGAAUAACAGAGAAGUAUAGACAGAAGCGCUGGAGAAGCGAAGAGAAUGAUUUCGAAGGAAGAAUAAUAGGUAGAAUCAUGUUCAAUGUUUGGCGAUUACUUCGUUACGAACUAGCGUUGUCGAGUUAUAGCUUUGAGAAUUGCAUGUAUGAGAUAAUGAAGGAAAGAGUUCCAAAGUACAGCUAUGCUCAGUUGUUUGAGUGGUGGAAUCAUGAGUCUAGAAUGCUAAGGUGGAUCCCUGUGGAGUACUAUUUGACUAGACUGUCUGGAACAGUCAGGAUGUUAGAGAAACUGGAUAUUAUAAAUCGGACAUCAGAAUUGGCAAGACUAUUUGGCAUGCAGUGGUGGGAGGUACUUUCGAGAGGGUCCCAGUUCAGAGUAGAGUCUCUGAUGCUGCGAGCAGCGAGGCCUCUCAACCUCGUGGCUCUUUCGCCGACUGUGAAGCAAAGAGCUGCUAUGAAGGCCCCUGAGUGCUUGCCGCUUAUUUUUGAACCAGAAUCACGUUUCUACUCUGAUCCAGUGAUAGUCCUCGACUUCCAAAGCCUCUACCCAUCCAUGAUGAUUGCAUAUAACUACUGUUUCUCAACGUGCAUUGGCCGCGUGCAAAACAUAAAUGGCGAUGCCUCAUACGAAUUUGGGGCUUGGCGUCUUCGGAUACCUAAAUCCAAGCUCGAAACCCUAGUCAAGAACGGGCUGGUGAACUGGUCACCCGUGGGGGUGGGGUUCGUGAAGCCUUCGGUCCGACGAGGAGUACUGCCAGCGCUGUUGCGACGCAUCCUGGCGGCAAGGCAGGCUGUCAAGAAAGGCAUGAAGCUGCAGACUGAUGAGGGAGUCAAGAAGGCCAUGCACUCACGGCAGUUAGGUCUGAAGUUGAUAGCGAACGUGACGUACGGUUAUACCGCGGCUAACUUCAGCGGUCGUAUGCCGUGUGUGGAGGUGGGGGACAGUGUCGUAGCUAAAGGCAGGGAGACGCUGGAGCGAGCCAUCAAGUUGGUCAAGAAUAAUAAGCAGUGGAACGCUAAAGUGGUAUACGGCGACACGGACUCGAUGUUCGUGGUGGUACCGGGCGGGACGCGCGCGGAAGCCUUCCACAUCGGCCAACAGAUCGCCGACGCCGUCACCGCCGACAACCCUUCACCCGUCGCUCUUAAGUUGGAGAAGGUAUACCAACCAUGUAUUCUACAAACCAAAAAGCGUUACGUGGGUUACAUGUACGAGAGCGCCGAUCAGGAAAAACCGGUGUACGAAGCGAAGGGCAUCGAGACCGUCAGACGAGACGGCUGUCCGGCUGGAGUUAAGCUCCUCCAAUCGUCCCUCUGCUUACUGUUCUCCUCGGGCGACAUGUCGUCGGUGAAGCAGCUGGUGUGCAGCACGCUGUCCCGACUGGCCGCUGGGGCGCUGCCGCUGCGCGAGCUGAUGUUCACGCGCGAGUACCACGGCCCCGGCGGCUACCGGCCCGGGGCUUCCGCGCCGCCCAAUGAGAUCGCCAAGCGUAUCUUGGCGCGGGACCCGCGCGCGGCCCCGCGGCCGGCGCAGCGCGUCAGCUGGGUGGUGUGCGCCGGCCCGCCGGGGGCGCCGCUCAUCAAGCUGGCCAGGGCGGAGGCCGAGCUGCUGGCGGAGCCCGGCCUGACGCCGCACGUGGCCUACUACGCCACCAGGGUGCUGCUGCCGCCGCUGCAUCGCUGCCUGUCGCUGCUGGGAGCUAACGUCUUUAAAUGGUGGAGUGCGGUGGGCCACACGCGGCCGCCCCAGCCGCGGCCCGUGGAGGGCGGGCUGGCGCGCUACCUGCAGCGGCGCCGCUGCGUCCGCUGCGGCGCGGGCGGCGCGCGCGCGCUGUGCGCCGCCUGCGCCGCCAGCACGUGCGCGCGCGCCGCGCUGCUGGCGCUGGCCGGCGCCGGCGCCGCCGGCAGGGGGGGGAUUCACGCCUGUGAUGAGAUCUGCGCAUCCUGCACGGGACACUCGCAGUACCUACAGUGUUUGAACACAGAGUGCCCCGUAAUAUGGCGCCGAGUUACCGCGAAGCAGAAGCUAGCCGAAGUGAACGAUAUCGUUCAACACUUACCGGUGCAAUUCACACACGAGACACUCGACUUUUGAAUUUAUUAAUAAUUAUGUGUUACAAAAUUUUUAUACAUCUUAAAUCAU